UGAGGAAUAUGCGCCAUGCGGAACAAUUCCGCGUGAACACGAUGUCCCAGCCGAGGCCAUUUCGCGGUCGGAUCGCUGUUUGUUUUGAUGCGAACAGCAGGGUUCCACAAGACUUGCGUGUGAAAAUAACGUUUAUAAAAAUGAAUGAAAACGCAACGUGAUUAAUUGGGGAUGGAAGAGAACGAGCUUUCGACCUUCCGAGAGCGAUGGAAACAGGAGUUGAAGAAAAACAGCAAGACAUCGUGUAAAGACAAAGAAGGGUAUUUUGGGCAUCCCAGCAAAGACAGCUCAUCUCUUCACCAGAGCGCGAGCUUUUGGGAGAAACAGAGCAAUGCGGCACAGCAAAGUCAGCCCACACCAAAAGACCAGCCGCAGUACGUGUCGAUCGCCGAGGGGUUGUUGGACGGCAGAAGCAGUCCGCUGCUGGACAGAAUCGAGCAGGAGCGAACGCGCAAGAGGCGCGCUCCCGAUAGCGAGGCGCUCAACACGGACGCGCCCCCCAAAAAAGGCAACAAGUGCCAGAAACUGCUCGAGCAGUUCCUUCAGGACCUGAAUGAGAUGAAUGACAUCCCAUUCUUUGAUGUGGAGUUGCCUUAUGAACUCGCGCUCAAGAUCUUCCACUUCCUGGGCAGAACAGAUCUAGGACGAUGUGCUCAGGUAUCUAAAUCCUGGAAGGUGCUGGCUGAGGAUGAGGUCCUGUGGCAUAGAUUGUGCCUGGAGGAAGGUUAUCACAAUGGGGCAAGUAUUUCUGACUCCCCCUGCUGGAAGAGCACACUUCGAGACUGCCGCAACACUGAGAUUGUGGUAAAGUCAAACUGGAAGAAUCGCGUCGGGUCCAUUCGUCAUCUGCAGUAUGAGCUGGGAAAGGUGUUGUGUGACGUCAGUUCCUGUGCUGGUCUUGUGAUUGCUGGCUACACCUCUGGUGAUGUCCGUCUGUGGGACACGCUUCACUGGGACAAAUCUUACCUGCACCCCACACAUUCCAUAAGAGAUGAAACCCCUGCACCUUAUGUUAGUCAUGUACGUGUCAAUAAGACCAUAGCCACAGCUGCUUAUGAGAAUGGCUGUGUAGAUGUGUGGAGCACUGAAACAGGUCUUGAGCCCAUUCAUCGGUACCAGCACCUCCAGAGGGUUCAUGCUCUGGAUCUAAGUCCCGACAGUCCGGCUUUGGCCUCUGCAUCAGGACCAGAUGUGCGGGUGGACUUUCCAGAUGAGCAAAGCUACUGGAGAUCACAAUGUCUCGUUCAGUUACCAAAGCCUGUAGAUGGGGUAUUGGUGGUGCCAGGGAGGCGGGACGUCCCUUUGGUCACAGCGUGGGCAGAUGAGAGUGUUUACCUGCUGGAUUCCAGAUGGAAUGAAGAACAGGAACCAAGAGUUCUUCACUCUGUAUACGGCCAUCCAGUGACCUGUGUAGACGUGUCACCUGGCAGAGCUGCACUGGGGAUCAAGAGCUGCGGAUGGGGCAUGAACGACGGGGGAAACAAGGUAUCUGUACAGACACGUGGUGCACUUUUGUGCAAUGUAAAAAAAAUAGUAAAUAAAUAAUGAUGAUAAUACACU
Cyprinus carpio (common carp) is the source of this 1560-nucleotide messenger RNA. RefSeq names its product F-box/WD repeat-containing protein 8. Gene Ontology annotation, cellular component: preribosome, large subunit precursor. The transcript has 7 exons. NCBI's taxonomy places the organism in Eukaryota, Metazoa, Chordata, Actinopteri, Cypriniformes, Cyprinidae. The record is from RefSeq and is a predicted model, not a curated record. The coding region runs from base 172 to 1545 and encodes 457 amino acids. Gene Ontology annotation, molecular function: protein binding.